This is a messenger RNA of Centropristis striata (black sea bass), 3960 nucleotides long. RefSeq names its product insulin induced gene 2 (gene insig2). Bases 237 to 965 code for a protein of 242 amino acids. Gene Ontology annotation, biological process: SREBP signaling pathway; cholesterol biosynthetic process; SREBP-SCAP complex retention in endoplasmic reticulum. The transcript is spliced from 7 exons. Lineage: Eukaryota; Metazoa; Chordata; Actinopteri; Perciformes; Serranidae. Gene Ontology annotation, cellular component: endoplasmic reticulum; SREBP-SCAP-Insig complex. The record is from RefSeq and is a predicted model, not a curated record.
UUCAUCUGGACAACCGGAAGUAGUCUCAGUAGGAAGAGAGGGCUAAUUCAUAUUUUGGUGGAUUUCAGUCCUAUGUGCCACGCUGAGCUAUUGUAAAUGUCGUAUGACGUGUUUAAUAUUAUUGGCACGUUUCCGGCAACAUAAGCUUGGUCUGGGAUGUCAGGGGAGGACAUUGAGUUUACUGGUGGAUAAAGACGUCGCACACGACUCCAUAUUUUCCUGACCUAGGUUUACGAAUGUCCCUUACACUGACAGCCAUGAGCGACAGCACAGUGACCAGUGGCCAGCAGAAGUGGUCAGAGCCUGGGCAGACGUCACGGCCUUCUCAGGGCCCAUAUAUCUCAGUCAUCACCAACAGGACCACCAACCUGGUGAUCCGAGGGGCCAUGCUGUUCUCUGUGGGGGUUUUCCUAGCCCUGGUGCUGAACUUACUUCAGGUGCAGAGAAACGUCACUCUCUUUCCCCCUGAUGUCAUCAGCAGUAUCUUCUCCUCAGCCUGGUGGGUGCCACCCUGCUGUGGCACGGCCUCAGCAAUGAUCGGGCUGCUGUACCCCUGCAUCGACAGCUGUCUAGGUGAGCCACACAAGUUCAAGCGUGAAUGGUCGAGUGUGAUGCGCUGCGUGGCUGUGUUUGUGGGCAUCAACCACGCCAGUGCUAAAGUGGACUUUGCCAACAACGUCCAGCUGUCUCUGACUCUGGCGGCGCUCUCCAUAGGUCUGUGGUGGACGUUUGACCGCUCCAGAAGCGGGUUUGGCCUGGGAGUUAGCAUUGCCCUGUUGGCAACACUUGCCACCCAACUCCUGGUCUAUAAUGGAGUCUUUCAGUAUACUUCCCCUGAUUUCCUGUAUAUUCGCUCCUGGUUACCUUGCAUCUUCUUUGCAGGGGUGAUAACUAUGGGAAACAUUGGAAGACAGCUAGCCUUGUAUGAAUACAAAUUCAUUCAGGACAAGAUCCAUCAGGACUGAGGGAUCUCAUCAGGCCUCUGCUCAAAUGACAUUGUCUUUGCAUCAUUUUGAAGCUGGAGGCAGGUUUUGAGAGAACGUCUGCAUGCAGCAUAGAUGAGGACUGACUGGCUCUGGAUAAGCCACAUAUACAUGUCAAAUGUGACCUGAGCUCCUGAUUGGCUGCCUGGUCAUGAAAGUAUUUUUAAUUGGCUCUAGUCAGGCCAUCCAGAGCUCGGGUGGCCACUGGUUGUAUUCUGACCUGAGCUGAGAUGAACAAUGGGAGCAAAGUUUGUUGUGUUUCUUCUUGUCUUCGAUGCAGUUUGUCUCUACUUCCAUGGGAAGGGAUUAGCAGGGAAGCAUCUAUCGUUCUCACAUCAGCUCCUUGUUUGAAACCUUUGGCUUUGUUGUGCCAAACACAGUCACACAGGGGAUCAGUUUUAAAGUCUGCUCUUAUCUCCUGAGGCUUUCACAUCCUUCACGUAUCAGUGGAGAACACACAGCCUAGUUAACUUCUAUCUAAAAAGAUAUGCAUCUAUAUACCAGACCAUUUAUUGUAUGUAAUAAGCUUAUAUCGACAUUUUAGUUUUCUUGAUAGCAGAAUGAUGAUGUGUAGUGUACGCCUGGCUGCACUGGCUGUGAGGACACAGGGUGUUCAGUGGUUCUACCAGCCACACCUGCUCUGCUUGUUACCAACAUGUGUAGUAUCAUGAGAUCCAGAGAAUCAAAGGAAACAUUGGUUGUAAGUGAAUUUACAGCAGCUUAGGAGAUUUGUUUCAUCAAUACAUUAACCCAUGGCACCUUUUCUAAAAGAAUAUCCUUGUUGUGGGACCAUAUUUUUUUUGAAUACUUUCUUCAAUGUCAGGGAGCAACAUUUAUCCAAAUAUAUACUUGUAGCUUUCUCAGUUUCCUGUUAAAAAUGUGCAAAAAGCAGCUUUUGCUUUCCCCAAAACGGCAGGAAUACCAAAUUUCCUCACUUAUUGUCUUCAUAGCAAUGGGCUAAAAAUUGAUGGUUAUCCUUUAUAAAAUAUAGGUGUUAGAAUAUCUAAAAUAUAAGACAAUAGAUCAUGGAGAUAGAAAGGUCAAACCUGAAAUAAUCAAUAGGCUACUGGGUGUAUGAGAGGAUAGUAUGUAUGACCCUUUAUAACUCAUUGUGUUAGCUUAAUAUUUACCGAUACACACAUGGACACAUUUGUUGGUAACCUUCCAAUUAAGAAAACCCACAAUGGUCACUGAAAUACCUUGAAACUGACAAAAGCAAUAAGUAAUAAUUUAAUGAAUAUCAGCUAACUAAAACCAGACAUUGCUUUUGCAUUGUGGUUCAACAGAAUGAAUAAUGAAUAAAACUGGCCUGCACAAAAAUGAAACAACCCAUAACCUAAUAUUUUGUUGAACACUCUUUUGAGGCACUCUGCCAUCAAGUGAUUUCUGUAACUCUAAAUUUCCAUUUAAUUAGUUUGUAAUUUUCCUCUUGUGGCCAGGUCCAGGGAGGUGGGCUACAGUCCCAUGGACCCUGAACUUGUUAAUAAUAUUUGCAGCUGUAGUCACAGGAGCAUCAAGCUGCUUGAGAUGCUCUUCUAGUAUUUACCUUUAACAUGCUUGAUCUCCUCAGACAACUCUCUCCCUGCUUUCUGUGCACCAUGUUCACUGUGGUGCAAACCAAGACACCAAACAGUAGAGUGACUACUUUUCCCUUUAAAUAGGCAGAGUGACUGACUGACACCUAUGAUGCUGAUUACAGACACACUUUAAUUUAACAUGCGGCUGCUCAAAUUAUUUUUCAAUCUUUUCUUGUGGGACCAACUAAUAUGUUCAGGGUUUUUUAAAUUAUUCUGUUGAAUCACAAUUCCAAAGAAAUGUCUGAUUUUCCCUAGAUAAUGUUCAGUAAAUUAUUGAAAAAUUAUUAUUAUUACUUUUGUCAGUCUCAAGUUAUUUCAGUGACCAUUGUGUUUUUUUCUUUCUUUAAUGACAGGGUAACAACUAUUUUGUCCAUGUGUGUAUAGACACAUGUGAGCAAAUAACUAACAUGAUAAAAGGAGACGUUGUUAUAGGCCAACUGCAUUAUGUUUGCACAUGGUUACAAAUUAUACAUAAGGUGUCAUCACUGUGAGGUAUUGAGAAAAAACCCUUAAAGGUGUUACCACACUGAGAGCAUGUCUGAUGUUUCAGUCCUGAGAAGGAAUUACCUUCAUACCGCUCUCGUUCACAUUCCCAACUUGUCACAUAUGGACACUGCUUUGCGUCACUCAUUCGUAUUACAUAUUAGUAUUUACAUGCACUAACGUGCACAUGCGGCUGCCUACCACAACAAAGAACAGAGAAGCUUGAAUUAAAACACACGGAUCAAGUGUGUCUGAGUUUUUUCGUCAGGACUGUAUCUUUACAUAGUUCAUUAAUAUAGCAGUCAACAGAUAUUAACUAAGGUUAAGAUCCUGUUUCCGGGUGUACUUUAAAGCACAUUGGAGCUACAGUUGCUAAAUGCACCGUAUGAACUGUUUCUGAUCUGAAUGCUCUGCAUUACUUUUAACUAGCCCACAAAGAAAACCUACAUAUACAGUGUUUAGCAGUGUUGGUCAGUUAAAACCUUGAAGUUGUUCUCUGUGCAGUAGGUGUUACUGGGAUGGAUUGAUUGACAACCCUCCUAAUAGAAACUAACUAAAAUAAAUAAAUUAGAUUUAUAAAACAUGUAGACAUGUUGAAAACAGGGCGCACUUGUUUAUUUGUAAGAUGUAUGACUGGAUCAUUUAAGGGAUGUUUUUUAUUCGCUGUUUUUGAUUAAAAACAUGAUUGGUAUAAUUAGAUUUACAGCAUGUAAACAUGAACUAUCAACCAGUGUUUUUGUAAUAUUUGAUAGUUAAUGUAGGUGAGAUGAUGUGGAAACAUUUUCAGCAAUUUUUGUCAAAUAAUAAGAAAUUGUAUAGCAGCUAAACAGGGAUUUAUUGUUCCAUUGACUGAAACAACCUCUGAAAUCUGGUCCUGUGCAAUUUGUUGGUGUAAUAAAGACUAUGGCCUUUUGGUA